Messenger RNA from Zasmidium cellare ATCC 36951, 1491 nucleotides. RefSeq lists its product as uncharacterized. The record is from RefSeq and is a predicted model, not a curated record. Lineage: Eukaryota; Fungi; Ascomycota; Dothideomycetes; Mycosphaerellales; Mycosphaerellaceae. The transcript has a single exon. The coding region runs from base 1 to 1491 and encodes 496 amino acids.
AUGGCCGCAGCCGGUCUGGAAUGUCUUACCAGCGAGCUCUUUGAAAUGAUUGUACAGCGUCUGGACUUGAGCAAUGUCCGCAACCUGCGCCUCGUUUGUCGGAACGUUGCGUUCAAGGCCACCCAGGACACCUAUCGACAAUUCUUCCGGGUCAAGCAUGUCGACCUCACCCGCCCUGGUUUGGAAACAUUCGCUCAAUUAACGUCAUCCGGGGGAUUGGGAUGCCUCGUAGAGCAUUUGACGCUUGUGGGCAUAGUGUACAAUCCGACUUUACUCGAAAAUGUUGUCAAAAGCGGUAAAAAGUCCGUUCUGAGGGAAGGCUCCAGCUCAUACAUGGUCUCGCGAUCAUGUAGCGAGGAGGAAUUAAAGCAAGCGCGAAAUGAUCUUGAGACCAUGCGGCGACGACAGGCAGAUCUCGAUGAGCUUCGACAGCAACGUGUCGACGUUUCACUGCUAAAGACGGCACUUUGUAACCUCGCGGCAAACAUAAACCAUACACCGCUGAAGAGUCUCUCGCUUCAGAUAGCCGUCUAUCGCGAGAACACGAAAAUCAAACUCAGCCCAAGCGACGGCAAAUGCUGGAAGUCGGUAUUCGAGGCUACAGCGAGGAGUUUUGUGCUAGCAAUGUCGUGUCUUCGCGAUAGUAAGCUCCCUGUGGAAGGGCUGGACAUAUUUGCGAAGAAGCCGGAAUCUCUAUGCUGCAGCCUUCCUUGCGACACGCUGAAUCAACUCGAGUGGGCGGUCGGCUUUGGCCCUUCUUUCACAACACUAAAGUCUCUAUCGAUUAGCAUAUCGGACCCCAUCGCUGAUGAGUCGGAAUAUCACGCUCGCAAGUCCGGGGACCCUGCCCAGAAAGUUCCAUUCGAGUUAAUAAAACAGAAGCGGGACCGAGAGACAUUGAGGGCCUUGAUUCUGGACGAAGGGAAUGUAUCUGGACUCUGCGAGAUGCUUAGUGUUUGCCAUCACUUGGAGGAGCUGGAGCUUUCAGCCUACGCCCUUGAGCGUUCGGAUUCUGAACUUGAAGACCUCCAAGAGACGAUGCGGCGCCGGUAUAUGGACAACCUCGCAAACCAUAUGAUGCCACUAGUCCAACUACGCAAGCUCCGGAUUGGUGGGCUCAGUGCGAGCCAGGAAGAUCUUUUGGCCUUUCUGAGGAACCACAGCAGCUCGCUUCGUGGCCUCGAACUCAGCUCCAUCAGCAUCGAUCGAGGUUCGUUUGCUCCCGUCAUGCUCUGUAUCCGAGACAUGAACCUUGAAAGUAUCCAACUGGAAGACCUAUGGGAGAAUGGGGACCUGGUACUUCUCAAUGACGAGAUGGAGUCAGAGUACACAAAAAUAGGUGGAGACUACCUUGGACAGAACGUGAUUAACAUCACGGGAGCAGAUACUAGCAACAAGAUUGCUUAUUCUCCGUAUCGUGGACCUGCUGUAGGCUCCCCCAAGGUCAGAAGGUGGCAACAGAGGAAGAAGAUGGAUUUUGGAAGGCUGUGA